AUGAUGAAACAACCAGAGGAAAAUAUUUCAACAACAAAUUCUGAUUUUAUGACAUGUAAUGGUCAUCAAGAUGAAUUAAUAAAAACUCGUCAAGAUUCUGAUAAUGAUGAUGCAGCAACAAAUACAAGUUCAACAUCAUCAAUUAAUGAUGUUUCAUUUAAUAAUUGUCCUAAUGUAUCAUCAUCAUCAUCAUCAAAUUUAAAUGCAAGUGGAAUAACAACAACAAAUCCAAAUAAUUCAAAUGAACUUGUUCUUUUACCUGAAGUUUCAUUUAAUAUACGAAUACAAUCACCUGGUUUAGAUAUAUUUGAUUUAUCAGUAACAUCAAGUGAACUUGUACAAGAAAUUCAUCAAGUUUUAAUGGAUAAAGAAGAAACAUGUCAUCGUACUUGUUUUUCAUUACAACUUGAUGGAAUUAUUUUAGAUAAUUUUUCUGAAUUAAAAAAUAUUGAUGGUUUAAAAGAAGGAAGUCUAAUAAAAGUUGUUGAAGAACAAUAUACUGUACGUGAAGUACGUAUUCAUAUACGACAUAUAAAUGAUUUAAUACAUGCAUGUGAUUUAAAUGAUUUAUAUAAUGGUACAAAUAAUUAUUCAUUAUGUCUUGUGAAUGAUAUUAAUAAUAGUGAAACAUCUUCAUCAUCAUCAUCAUCGAAUACUGAUCGAAGAAAAAGUGCUGAAACUAGUGGAAGUGAUUCUAUUGUACCAGAAUAUCUUUUACCUAAUCAAAAAGAUAUUCUACUUACACCACUUUUUACAACAAAUAAUAAAAUUAAUCGAUUACAUUGUUUAAAAAUAUUGUCCUAUAGUGGUUGGAAUCCACCAAAUGGUUCAAGAAAAUUACAUGGUGAUCUUAUGUAUUUAAAAGUAACAACAUGUGAAGAAAAAUCAUUUCAUAUAACAGCAUGUACAAAAGGUUUUUAUGUUAGUCAAACAACAGAUGAAAAAUUUCUUCCAAAACCGGUGCAACCUAAAGCUAUAUUUCAUUCACUUGUUGAUCUAUUAAAUAAUAUUAGUCCAAUUUUUAAAAAGAAAUUUCGUGCUAUACAACGUAAACGUUGUACAAAACAUCCAUUUGAACGUAUACAAAUUCCAUUUCAAAUACAUCCAUGGUUAUCACCACGUUUUGAACAUACAAUAGAUCAUUUUCGAGCUGAAGAUGCAAAUAUAAAUAAACUUGGUCAUGAAGAUCAUAUACCUGGUCAAGUACGUGAUUGGAAUGAAGAAUUACAAAUAACAAAAGAAUUACCAAAGAAAAAUUUACCUGAAAGACUUAUACGUGAACGUGCAAUGUUCAAAGUUCAUACUGAUUUUGUUUCAGCUGCUAUUCGUGGUUGUCAAGCUGUUGUUGAUGGUAAUAUAAUGGCUAUUAAUCCUGGUGAAGAAUCAAAAGUUCAUAUGUAUAUAUGGAAUAAUAUGUUCUUCAGUCUUGGUUUUGAUGUAAAAGAUCAUUAUAAAGAUUUUGGUGGUGAUGCUGCUGCUCAUUCAGCACCAACAAAUGAUUUACAAGGUGUUCGUGCUAUAAAUACACUCGAUUUAGAUGGUUUACAUACAUUAGGUACUGUUGUUGUUGAUUAUCGUGGCAUGCGUGUUACUGCCCAAUCGAUUGUCCCCGAAACGUAUAAAAUUAUGUUAAUACAUCAUCAUCGACAACGAUGGUUAUUUAUUAUUUUGAUAUUUGGAUUUUUUUUAUUAAUAUAUAAAUAUAAUCAGAUAAGAAAAUAUUAUUUUACUGAUGAACAUCGUAUAUAUACUUCAUUACUUAUUGAAUUACCAAAUAUUGAACGUUUAAUACGUUUAAAACAAGCAAAUUUAACAAUAAUACAAAAUCGUUUAAAAAAAAUUGAAAAAUAUUUAACUAAAUAUACAUGGCAUUUAAAUCGUUUAAUUAAAACAAUUGAUUAUAAUAAACAAGAAGAAAAAAAAAUAUUUCAUUUUAAUUCAUUUGAUUUUGAUUUAGAAAAAAAUAUUCAUAAAAAUUAUACAAAAUUUCUUGUUUGUUUUCAUUUAAUUAAAAGUUCAAAUGAUGAUAUUGAUUAUCAAAUAUUAAAUGAAUUUCAUUUAAAAAUUUCUAAAAUUAAUAGUCCUUAUAUAACAUUAAAUAAAAGUGAAGCUUAUUUAAAUAUUAUUUAUUUACCAAUACAAUCAUAUCAACGAAAUAUUUGUUAUAAAGAUUUAAUUAAUGAAAAUUAUUUUGUUUUAUAUGAAUUUUUAAAUCCUAUUAAUGAAGAUAUUGAUGAAAAAUGUUUUCAUGGAAAUUUUCUUCAUGUAAAAUUUUUUACUCAAUUUAAUACAAAUCAAACAUAUGUUAAUAAUGAUCGUUGGCGUUUGAAUGAUGAAGAAAAAUCACCUAUUGGUAUUAUUUAUUUAAAUACAACUGCUAUUAUUGCUGCACAUGAAUAUGAUCGAUUAAAAAAUGCUUAUGAAAUAACAAUUGAAUGUUUUCAUCGAUCUUGUUAUCAAACAAUUUUGAAUAAAAAUAUAUCUAUUAUAUCUCUUAUUUGUUCUUCUAUAUAUUCUAUUUCAAUUCAAUAUGAAUUCUAUGAUGCGUUUUUCUAUUUUCUUUCACAACAAAUUCAUAUAAAUCUUUUCAAUUGUGAAAAUUAUCUUCCAUAUUCAAAUAUAAUUGAUUGGUUACAUCCAUCAGUAUCUCUAUCAUGGUUAUAUACAAUUUAUUUUCAAACAUUUCAACAUCGUUUUCAUACAUUAAUUGCUUAUUUACGUACAUAUUAUCGUUUACCAACAUUAUCAAAUGAAUUAAAAUUUAAUGAAAUAAAAAAUCAAUUAAUAAAAGAAAAAAAUUUUUAUUAUUUAAUUCAUUCACGAAAUAUUAAUUUUACUCGAAUGUCAAUUGGUUUAAUGGAUAAAAUUAAUUUUCAAACAAAUAAAAAAUAUUCAAUACAUAUAGAACCAACAUUUUAUGAUCAAUGGAAUCGUUUAUAUCAACCAUUUUAUCGUUCAAAAACACAAACAAAUCCAUUCGAAAUAUCAUUUUCACAUAAUAAAUAUACAAUUAUUAUUUUAACACAUAAAAAACGUUUUUAUCAAUUAAAUCGUUUAUUAUUACAUUUAAAUGGUUUAAUUAAUCUUGAUCGUAUACUUGUUUUAUUUAAUCAAGUUGAUUCGAUAGAAAAUUUUCAUAAUAAAAAUUUUUCAUUAAAUAAUUUUCUUGAUAAUUAUUCUAUAUAUUUACCAUCAAUACAUGUUGAUAUUAUUUAUAUAUUUAAUUUAACAAAUAAUUUAAAUAAUCGUUUUUUACCAUGGAAUGAAUUUAUUCAUACUGAUUGUAUAUUAUCAUUAGAUGAUGAUAGUUUUUUACGACAUGAUGAAAUUGAAUAUGCAUUUCAUAUAUGGAAAGAAUAUCCUUCACGUCUUAUUGGUUUUAUUUCACGUUCACAUAAAUCUAAUACAUUAGAAUAUGAUGCAUCAUCAUUAUUAUGUUCAUAUUCAAUGAUAUUAACUGGUGCAGCUUUUUUACAUCGUUGGUAUUUAGAUUUUUAUACAAAUAUUAUGUCUGAACAAAUACGACAAUAUAUUAAAUUACAUAUGAAUUGUGAAGAUAUAGCUAUGAAUUUUUUAAUAAGUUAUUUAACAAAACAAACACCUAUUAAAAUUGGACAUCGUGAAACAUUUUAUUGUUAUAAAUGUCAAGAUAGUUUAUCAAGUAAAAUUAAUCAUUAUCAACAACGAACUGAAUGUAUUCUUGAAAAAGAACAAGAACAAAGUGUUGUUUAUGGAUCAACAGAUUUUGGUAAAACUUGUACAACAAAUGAAAAAUAUAAAGAAUUAUUGGAAAAAGUUUCAACUAUGCUUAAAAUUAAACCACAUACAAUUAAAACAGAAAAAGGAGAUUCUAUAGAAUUAUUAACAGCUGUCGAAUGUAAAGGUAUUAUUGGUAAUGAUGGAAGACAUUAUUUAUUAGAUUUAUUACGUAUGACACCACCUGAUCUUAAUUAUUUACCAGUUGAUGUUGAACAUUUAUCACCAUCUAUGAAACAAUUUGAUUAUCCAAAAACAUAUAAACAUCGUUUAUGUUGUUUAAGACAAGAAUUAAUAGAUGCUUUUGUUGAACAAAAAUAUGUCGAUUUUUAUCGUUCAAUUGCACUUAAUUUAUCAAGAUUACGAUCUAAUGAAUCAAUAUCAAACGAAACUACUGAACGAACAAAUGUCGAAGAAGCUAAACGUAUUGUUAAUGAAAUUAGUGUUGAAGAUAAUAGUCGAGAAAUAAUUCAAUCAGCAUGUCGUUCGAUUGGUUCAGUAAAAGAUAAUGAAUUUGAUGUUCGUUUUAAUCCUGAUUUAUUUCAACCACAUGUAACACUUAAUCAAACGUCCGAUGAAACAGUAGCUGAUAUAAAAUUACUUAAAGAAGCAGCUGAAUAUUUAGUAUUAAAACAAAUUCCAUUAAUGAUACAAGAUUUUCAAGAUCAUUCAUCUGUACCUGUCGAUGGUGAAAGUCUUUCAGAAGCUAUGCAUUCAAGGGGUAUUAAUAUUCGUUAUCUUGGUCGUAUAGCUCAACUUCUUACUCAACAAUCUUCUCUUACAUAUAUAUAUGAAAUAGUUGUAACUGAAAUUCUUUGUCGAAGUACAAAACAUGUAUUUCGUACAUAUUUACAAUCAGUACCAAUUCAUCUUUUAUCAUAUUCAAUAAGUCAUUUUCUUAAUUGUUUUCUAACAAUUAUAUCAUUACCAACAACAGAUUAUACAUUUGAUGAAUUAGCAUCAGCAACAACUAUUCAAUCAACAAAUACUACAUCAAAUGUAUUAUUAACAAAUUCAACAAAUAUUUCAUCUCAAAAAUCUAAUGCUAAAAAGAAAAAUAAAAAACAACAACAACAACAACAACGUAAACAUAGUCCUAUGAUGAGAAAUGAAUCAUUAGAAUUUUCAUCAAUAACUUCGAAAGUACUUUGGUUACAAAUAAUCAAUGAAGCAAAAUCAAGAUAUAGUUUUGAUUUAACUUGUGAUGAUAUUGAAUCAUUUGUUGAAAAUUAUGCUGUUCGUCGUACAUGUAUUUUACGUUCAUUUUGUCGAAAAAUUGGUUUACAAAUAACUAUGCGUGAAUAUCAAUUUGAAACAAUAAAUAAAUCAAUUCGUUCAAAUAAUGAAUGUUUUAAUGAAAAUGAUAUUAUUAAUAUAUUUCCAAUAAUAAAACAUGUUCCACCAAAACCAAGUGAUGCUUAUCAAUUUUUUACAAGUGGACAACAAAAAAUUCAACAAGGUUUACUUCGUGAAGGUUUUGAAUUAAUAUCUGAAGCACAUAAUUUAUUAAAUAAUGUUUAUGGACCAAUGCAUCCUGAAAUUAGUAUGUGUUUAAGAUUACUUGCACGAUUAAAUUAUAUUAUGGGAGAUUAUCAAGAAGCACUUAUGACACAACAUAAAGCUGUUAUGAUGUCUGAACGAGUUUUAGGUAUUGAUCAUCCACAAACAGCAACAGAAUAUAUUCAUAUGGCUUUAUAUUCAUUUGCAAAUGGUCUUUCAAUAAAUGCAUCAAAAUUACUUUGUCGUGCUCGAUAUAUUAUAUUAACAUGUUGUGGUGAAAAUCAUCCACAAAUUAGUCUUAUUGAUAGUAAUCUUGGAUUGAUUUUACAAUCAUAUGGUGAUUAUGAAAAUGCACUUAAAUUUAUGGAAAAAUCACUUGAAUUAAAUAAAACUUUCUAUGGAACAAAGAGUCUUAAAGUAGCUUUAUCUCAUCAUCUUUGUGCACGUAUUCAAUCAUGUCGUGGAGAUUUUCGAUCAGCAUUGAACAGUGAACGUGAAGCUUAUCAAAUAUAUAAAUUACAACUUGGUGAUGAACAUGAAAGAACACGUGAAAGUGCUCAAGUACUUAAACAUUUAACUGAACAAGCCGUUGUUUUACAAAAACGAAUCAAUGAUGUUGUUAAAGGUCAAUUACUUGUCAUACCAAGUUUAACUAUUCAACAGCCAAGUUUUCAAAAUGUCUUAGAAAUGCUUAAUGUUGUUAAUGGUAUUCUAUUUAUUCAAAUACGAGAAAAAGAUCUUGAUCUACUUCGUGAAGAAUUUGCUAAACAAUCAAUUGAUGAUCAACAAGCAUCAACAUCUUCUGUGACUACUAUAUCAGAAGUAGCUAAUCAAGCAGCAGCAUUAUUAAAUAAUGAAAUCGAUUAA
Rotaria sp. Silwood1 is the source of this 6123-nucleotide messenger RNA. Lineage: Eukaryota; Metazoa; Rotifera; Eurotatoria; Philodinida; Philodinidae. The record is from the annotation of a GenBank genome assembly.